Carcharodon carcharias (great white shark) is the source of this 788-nucleotide messenger RNA. RefSeq names its product protein phosphatase 1, regulatory (inhibitor) subunit 14Ab (gene ppp1r14ab). The transcript has 5 exons. The record is from RefSeq and is a predicted model, not a curated record. Gene Ontology annotation, molecular function: protein serine/threonine phosphatase inhibitor activity. Gene Ontology annotation, biological process: regulation of phosphorylation. The coding region runs from base 91 to 417 and encodes 108 amino acids. Gene Ontology annotation, cellular component: cytoplasm. Lineage: Eukaryota; Metazoa; Chordata; Chondrichthyes; Lamniformes; Lamnidae.
GCCGCAGCCCUGGUCCACCCUCAGCAUCAGCGCUGCGCUCAGACCCCGUCGUCGGAUCGCGGAGUCUUCUGGCGGAGUCUCUGGCGGAGGAUGGCAGCUUACCGGGUCGGGAGGAAGGGGCAGAGCCGGUUAGCGGCCAGUCCCAGGGAGCCCGGGGCCGCCCUGCAGCGCAGACAAGCCCGGGUGACGGUCAGGUACGACCGCAGAGAAUUACAGAACCGGCUGGACGUGGAGAAAUGGAUCGAGGAGAAACUGGUGCAGCUGUAUCAGGAGCAGGUGGAGCAGAUGCCAGAAGAGGUGAAUAUCGAUGAGCUUUUGGAACUUCAGACUGAUGAAGAACGUUCAAGUAAAUUACAGAUUAUGUUCACAACUUGCAGCAGAAACACAGAUAAGGAACUUGGGGAACGAUUAUACUGAAGGUGUUUUGAAACAAACUGCAAGUUUAUUUUUUUAUAUAAGAGGAAUUUAUCAGCGAGCUAUUAACCAAAUUACGGGGACUUCAUAAAGUGGAGGUGAAGAAUGUUGGGUUGGCGGCCCCUCAGGAACACUAAGAGGCGGCUGAUGGACAAGAGGUGGGGCAGAACAAGAAGGCGGCUGCCUGAACUCUACAAACUUUAUUUUAAAGAAUUCUUUUCGAAACUAUUGGAGCAUUGAAGAAACUGUGCGACUAAUGGUUCGAGCACCCCUUGCCAAUCCAAAAUAAGCUUUUAAAGGAAAUUAUUUUGCCAGCCCUAACGAAGAUAUUUUUGUUUGUUAUUUUAUUGGUUACAUUAAAGAUUGUCACUGCC